AUGGCCAGUCGACCCGACGAGAUCUUGAAAUCGUCGGUCUGCGACGUCCUCUCGUUGGGGAAGAGAGAGAUAGAAGGAGAGGAGGGAGGGGAAGAUAGGGUGGGGUGUGCAGGGAGGACAAAAUGGGGGUUGGGCGAUGGUUGUGCGAGAGAUCAAAUCACAAAUAGCUCCAAAGGCCCCUUUUCACACUGUUCUUCAUUUCCACAUAGCUCCCAAGGGAUUGUACCCAAAAAUUAUACAAUAUGA
Molecule: messenger RNA, 246 nt
Organism: Prunus armeniaca (apricot)
Lineage: Eukaryota; Viridiplantae; Streptophyta; Magnoliopsida; Rosales; Rosaceae
Source: the annotation of a GenBank genome assembly